UUUCUUUGCACCUGUCCACUGCAGGCUCCCAGCAGCUCCCAAGGAGUCCAAUUCUCCUCUUCUCUCCUCUUCCUUCUACCCAUCCCCUCCUUUGCUCUCUCUUCACCCCCCACUUCCCACCCUCCUCCCUUCCUCUUCUUCUAUGUACCUGCCAAGCUGGGCUCCUUUUGGCGGCGAUCUCUCACUGCAAAGGAGCUCACAUCAAAGGCGGCUGCACGGCAGCAUCACCGUUGUCCCAAAGAUAUCCCCAAAGAGGGGCCUCGACUGCGCCUCCCCGAAGUUGCUGGCUGGGUCUGGCCAAGUGCGGGAAUGCAUUUUGCGAGGGCAUGGAUAGAGACCCGUCAAGGGCCCCUUUUGGUCACUUCCGAAGAGCAAAAGACGUGUUGAGAGGAGGCCGGUUUAAGAUUUCAAACAGAACCUCCCCAGAGCGCAUGAAAGGACUUGAUUAGCAUAUGUCAAGAGGACCCGCAUAUAUACUCGGUGUGUAUGUACACAGGACUCAGAUCCGAUCAGUUUGCGGAGUGGGAGCCCCAGCCCCCAGCCCCAGCCCCGGUAUUGGCAGCGGCAGCUAUAGAUGCUUCUGCAGAGCCGGCAGCGGCUCCCACCUACCCAAGGACAGAAGCUCCUCCAAGACACUGAGAGCUUUCCUGCUAUUUCAGUGCCAAGUCCCUGCAGCGACCUCACGGGAGUAACCGGGCCUUAACUUUUUGCGCUUGUUUUGCUAUCAUUUUUCUGCAUCCACCUCCCUACCCCCGCUACACUUUUUUAUUGGGGGUCUUUUGUUUUCCGGAUCCUCCGCCUCUCCCUCUGGCCCCUCCAUGGCUCCCUUAGCCGAAGUCGGGGGCUUCCUGGGCGGCCUGGAGGGCUUGGGCCAGCAGGUGGGCUCGCACUUCCUGUUGCCGCCCGCGGGGGAGCGGCCGCCUCUGCUGGGCGAGCGCAGGGGAGCGGCGGAGCGGGGCGCCCGCGGCGGGCCGGGGGCUGCGGAGCUGGCGCACCUGCACGGCAUCCUGCGCCGCCGGCAGCUCUACUGCCGCACCGGCUUCCACCUGCAGAUCCUGCCCGACGGCAGCGUGCAGGGUACCCGGCAGGACCACAGCCUCUUCGGUAUCCUGGAAUUCAUCAGCGUGGCGGUGGGACUGGUCAGUAUUAGAGGUGUGGACAGUGGUCUUUACCUUGGAAUGAAUGACAAAGGAGAACUCUAUGGAUCGGAGAAACUGACUUCUGAAUGCAUCUUUAGGGAACAAUUUGAAGAGAACUGGUAUAAUACCUAUUCAUCCAACAUAUAUAAACAUGGAGACACUGGCCGCAGGUAUUUUGUGGCACUUAACAAAGAUGGAACUCCUAGAGAUGGUGCCAGGUCCAAAAGACAUCAGAAAUUUACACAUUUCUUACCUAGACCAGUGGAUCCAGAAAGAGUUCCAGAAUUGUACAAGGACCUACUGAUGUACACUUGAAGUGUGAUAGCAUCUUUAUGGAAGAACCCAACCACCACCAUCCUUUCUUAUCACAGUUCCCAUCAUAAAAUAAUAACGCAGGAAUUCAUUCAGAAUAUUACAGAAUCUAUUUUCUACUGGGAGACUGAAUUUUGAAAGAAUACUCAGAAGAAAACAAAAAAAAAAUUGAUUUAAGUGGAUCAAGAUCACUCUUUAUAAGUGGAUUAAAUUCCUUAGGUACAUUGACUAAGUCCUUACCAGUAGACUGAAGCUGAAAAUCUGUUGAAUUGUGGAUAAUGGGAACCCUACCAAGUUUGCUGCUUGUGCCUCACCUCUUUGGAUUAUGUUUACUUUAAAAGUUGCAUUAAAAAUAGAUACUUCAUGUUGAAGAAAUGGGUUGACAUUGUUGGCCAAGAUUGUUACUACAUAAAUUCUGAGGACCGUGUAGAAUUUCACAAGUUUUGGCAUUAUACGUAAAACAACAACAACAACAACAAAAACUUGGGUGACAUGUCACUAUGAAAUAUGCCAUACCAAGACAGAACAUUUUUUUAAAAGAAUGGACCUAUUUAUACAUUUUCAAUUUGGAUAUAUUUAUUAUAUAUAUUUAUUUAUUAAAGAGUUUAUUUUUUACUGGUAUAUGAAGAUAACACAAAGAGUAAAAAUAAACCACAAAAGUGUCUUUAUUGUGCCAUUACUUUAUUGUGGUGUCUUGGGCUGCAAAGAAGACAUCAUUAUCACACCACUGUAACCAUAGAAUAAGAUCUUGGAUUUCUUUUUAAAAAUAUAGUGUAGAUUCUAUUUUUAUGAAGUCAGUUACCUUCUAGAUGUAACAUUGGUUCCUUGUGGCCUAGAGAAAUGGUUUAUUGAUUUGUACUGAAUUCAACACACAUUCAAAAGGGAAUUAAACAUUUUUAU
This is a messenger RNA of Lemur catta (Ring-tailed lemur), 2351 nucleotides long. RefSeq names its product fibroblast growth factor 20 (gene FGF20). Gene Ontology annotation, molecular function: fibroblast growth factor receptor binding; growth factor activity. NCBI's taxonomy places the organism in Eukaryota, Metazoa, Chordata, Mammalia, Primates, Lemuridae. Gene Ontology annotation, biological process: cell differentiation; positive regulation of protein phosphorylation; regulation of cell migration. The record is from RefSeq and is a predicted model, not a curated record. The transcript is spliced from 3 exons. The coding region runs from base 819 to 1454 and encodes 211 amino acids. Gene Ontology annotation, cellular component: cytoplasm.